CUCAAAGGUAUCCAGGACGAGAGCCACACGCACCUCACGGACACUCCCGGCCGCCCACCCACCCACACGCCGGAGCGAUCCGUCCGGCGGCGGAGACCGCGCCACGUAUGCUCCUCCCCCGCCUGCUCCCCGCGCACCGCCUCCUCGCCGGCGGCCCCCGCCCCCUCUUCCUCCUCCCACGCCGCCGCCUCGCUCCCCGCCCCCCAGCCGCCGUCUCCAUGUCCUCCUCCUCCGCGGCGACCGCCCGCCGCAGGGUCCCACUGCGGGGUGUGGUGUUCGACAUGGACGGGACCCUGACGGUGCCCGUCAUCGACUUCCCGGCCAUGUACCGCGAGGUGCUCGGCGGGGAGGCGGCCUACGCGGCGGCUCGCGAGGCCGGCGGGGGCGCCGUCGACAUCCUCCACUGCAUCGAGGCCUGGGGCCCCGACGAGCAGCGCCGCGCCUACGAGGCCAUCGCCCGGUUCGAGCGCGACGGCCUCGACCGCCUCCAGAUCAUGCCCGGGGCCUCGGAGCUCUGCGGGUUCCUCGACGCGAGGCAGAUCAGGAGGGGUUUAAUCACCCGCAAUGUGAAGGAUGCAGUUGAUUUGUUUCACCAAAGGUUUGGUAUGACAUUUGUGCCUGCAUUAAGCAGAGAGUUCCGCCCCUAUAAGCCAGAUCCAGCUCCAUUGCUUCAUAUUUGCUCCACUUGGGACAUUCCACCAACCGAGGUGAUCAUGGUUGGUGACAGCCUCAAGGAUGACAUCGUUUGUGGAAAGAGAGCAGGAGCAUUCACUUGCCUACUUGACGAAACAGGGCGAUACGGCCCCCGCGAUUCUUUGCCUGAAGAUGUUAAGCCUGACUUCAUGGUGUCUUCACUCCCCGAAGUACUGUCGGUGCUGGAGGAGCAUUUCGAUUUGGCUCCAGUAUCUGUCGCCGAGAGUAGAAUAUGACGGAAACGUCGCACACCCUGAAUGUAAUAUGGUAUAUGUCGAGCUGUAUCGAUCAGUUUAUCUUUACCCAUACCCUCCAAAAAUAUAACUGCUGGAAAGAAAUUUGUUUUCAGUUC
Messenger RNA from Hordeum vulgare subsp. vulgare (domesticated barley), 1045 nucleotides. Its product is annotated as haloacid dehalogenase-like hydrolase domain-containing protein At2g33255. The record is from RefSeq and is a predicted model, not a curated record. NCBI's taxonomy places the organism in Eukaryota, Viridiplantae, Streptophyta, Magnoliopsida, Poales, Poaceae. Bases 108 to 929 code for a protein of 273 amino acids. The transcript has 5 exons.